Molecule: messenger RNA, 2287 nt
Organism: Eremomyces bilateralis CBS 781.70
Lineage: Eukaryota; Fungi; Ascomycota; Dothideomycetes; Eremomycetales; Eremomycetaceae
Exons: 3
Coding region: 1-1809 (602 amino acids)
Biological process (GO): malate metabolic process; pyruvate metabolic process
Cellular component (GO): mitochondrion
Molecular function (GO): malate dehydrogenase (decarboxylating) (NAD+) activity; NAD binding
Source: RefSeq, a predicted model, not a curated record
AUGGAUGCCCCUCACAAGACCGAAAAGAAUCCCAAGUUCGGCUACUUGCCGCUCUCGACAUCUGGGCCUCUGAACUGUGCCUUGACGGGUGCGGCUCUGCUCAAAUCGCCAUACUUCAACAAAGGCUCGGCAUUCCCCCCUGACGAGAGGAAGGAAUUCAAGCUGUACGGUCUCCUGCCUCAGAAUGUCCAAACCCUCGAGCAGCAGGUCGCGCGUGCUUAUGAGCAAUAUUCGAGCCGUCCAUCCGAUAUUGCCAAAAACACCUUCAUGACCAGUAUGAAAGAGCAGAGUGAAGUGCUGUACUACAGGCUUCUCCAUGACAAUCUAAAAGAGAUGUUCUCGGUGAUCUAUACGCCUACAGAAGGCGAGGCGAUUGAGAACUACUCGAGGCUGUUUCGCCGACCGCAAGGCUGCUUUCUGAACAUCGACGACCAAGAUCGGAUUGAUGAUAACAUCAAGCAGUGGGGCGAUCCGGACGACAUCGAUGUCGUGGUUGUCAGUGAUGGAGAGCAGAUUCUGGGGGUCGGCGACCAGGGCUCCGGAGCCAUUCUGAUAUCCAUCGCGAAACUUGUCCUAUACACACUCUGUGCUGGCAUCCACCCGUCCCGAACAUUGCCGGUAGUAUUGGACUGCGGCACGGAUAACAAGACGCUUCUAGAGGAUGACUUAUACCUCGGUUUGCGGAAGUCUCGAAUUCGGGGGGAGAGAUAUGACUCGUUCGUGGACCAGUUUGUGCAAGCGGUUCGAAACCGAUAUCCAAAGGCAUAUAUCCACUUCGAAGACUUCGGUCUUGCGAACGCGCGGAGAAUCUUGGACAAGUACCAGCCUCGGAUUGCGUGUUUCAACGACGAUGUUCAAGGCACAGGAUGCGUCACGUUAGCCGCAAUCAUGGCCGCAGCACAUGUCAGCGACAUAAAGUUGGCCGAUCUUCGAAUAAUGAUAUUUGGGGCUGGAAGUGCUGGAAUGGGAAUCUCGGACCAACUCCGGGAUGUAAUUGCCCAAGAAGGCUCCAUUUCUCGUGAAGAGGCAUCGCAACACAUCUGGUGUGUCGAUAAGCCCGGACUUCUGCUCACAUCCGAUAAAAAGCAUCUCACAGAGGCGCAACUGACAUAUGCACGGGACGACAAGGAAUGGGAAAACAAGGAGAGGAAAGACCUCGCAUCCUUGGUCGACGAGGUGAAGCCGCAUGUGUUAAUUGGAACCUCAACGAACCCCAGGGCGUUCACCGAGAAAGUCAUUCGGACAAUGGCGAAGCAUGUGGAACGGCCCAUCAUUUUCCCGCUUAGCAACCCGACGAAACUUCACGAAGCACGGCCAGAGGAUCUCUAUAAAUGGACGGAUGGGAAAGCCCUCGUCGCCACAGGCAGCCCAUUCCCGCCAGUGGAGUAUGAUGGGGAGAAGUUGGAAAUCGCGGAAUGUAACAAUUCCACGGUAUUCCCAGGAAUCGGACUCGGUGCCGUGUUGUGCCGGACGAAACUGAUGCCGCCGUCUUUACUUGUUGCAGCAACCAAGGCAUUGGCAGCACAAGCGCCGGCUUUAAAGAACCCCAAAGCUGCCCUAUUGCCUGAUGUCACAGAUGUUAGGGAGAUCAGUGUCCAAAUCGCAAGAGCAGUCAUCAAAGCGGCUGUUAAGGAGGGGCUGGCCCAAGUGGAGAACAUUCCGGAGAGCGAUGACGAGCUUGAAGAGUGGAUUCGUGAGCAGAUGUGGGAUGCGCGUUAUCGUUCGUUGAAGUUCGUUGAUCCUAAUGAAGCGGAUUCAAGAGCCAGAGGGGAGUUAGGUAUUGCAGCAUCCGGCCGCUUAGCCAAAUAGAACGGCGUCUCGCCCUAUCCAAAAGUCAGAAAGGUCUCAGACUUGUCCCAAGGAAGAGAAAGGAAGCAAGAUAACAAAUUGUUACUAAGCAAAGUGGGAGGAAGUUUGUUGAAAAUGUAGGACUCUUGGAGGCUCAAACUUCUAGAUCAGUGAUGACCGGAAAGCUUGCGCACUAUGACCGUCCGUUGUCCAAUCUUGCAACAAGAGAUAAACUAAUAUCUGCACCAUGACUGCCACCAGCAACGUCCAAAGCACAAGACGUACCUGGAGCGCGCUGUUCUGUGAGGAAGCUUGAUUUAGGCAAGCGGCAGUAUACAGGAUGUUGCGGUUCGUUGCAUCGACAAAAGCGCACUCAAGCGGAAAAGGAUGAUACGUACAUGCUAGCUCAUGAAUUAAAUCAUCUGCAGUAAUAUGGGCCAUAUUGUAUUGGCCACGCACGCCAGGUGGCAGCGCUCAACUCCAGGCUGACAUAUUCUGG